Messenger RNA from Leguminivora glycinivorella, 1955 nucleotides. RefSeq lists its product as uncharacterized. The transcript has a single exon. The coding region runs from base 12 to 1934 and encodes 640 amino acids. NCBI's taxonomy places the organism in Eukaryota, Metazoa, Arthropoda, Insecta, Lepidoptera, Tortricidae. The record is from RefSeq and is a predicted model, not a curated record.
UGUGUCUUAAUAUGUAUACAUCGACAGGCGUCCUUUGUACGGGGCACCGCUUUAAGAUUUUAGUUCUACUUGGGAUUAUAGUGAUUGGAAGUGGUUCUCUUAUGGUGAUUGUGUUUUAUGGUGACUCGCUGCCUUAUAUCAAGCACUAUGCAGAAUAUUAUUCACUGUCGCAUUACUUGCAAUCUUCUAUCGGACAUCACAGCACGUUUUACACGGACGGCGAAAUCCGCCAAAUGGCAUCCCAAAUUAAAGAUAUGAAAAAAUGCGAUCCUCAUGCCUUGCUUGGUUCUAAUAAAACUCACAUUUGGGUGAGAAAAGAAAAUUUACCCUAUUACAAUCUAAGUAGCUAUACUAGCAUUGUUUGUUGUUAUAAAUCUUUUUACCGUCCAAAAUCGAUAAAAGACAUCAUGUCUCGUAAAAUUGAUGAUCGAGUCAAAUACAACAAAUGUCGAUUUUUUUCUGACUCUAUAGCAGUUGAAGAUGAAUUUGUCAGAGUCAAUUGUAGUCACGGAAAGGAUUUAUUUCAAAGUUUUUUUGUAUACGCUCGUAAAAAGAAAAUGUCAAUCCAACCAAAGAAUCGAUACAAUAUAUUGAUACUAGGAAUAGACGGGGUAUCCAGAUUAAAUCUGCAUCGAACCAUGCCCAAAACUGUAUCAUUUUUGAACGAUUUGGGAGCCGUAGAAUUGUUGAGAUACAAUAAAGUAGGCGAUAAUACGUUUCCUAACCUGGUACCACUUUUACUUGGUAAACACGAGUCAGAGAUGCAGGAGACAUGUUGGCCAAACAAGAACUUGACGUUCGACAACUGUCCGUUCAUAUGGGAACGGUUCCAGCGGGCGGGCUUCUCCACCGCCUACGUGGAAGACUACGCCAAGAUCGCGACCUUCAACUAUCUGAAGCGAGGCUUCGCGGGCUAUCCCACAGAUUACUACCUUCGUACCUUCAUCCAUGAGGCUGAAGCCUAUACCAGAACAAAAAACAAGGGAAAAUUUUCAAUUUGCUUGAAUGAAAAAUAUAUGUUCAAAAUUAUUCUGGAUUAUGUCGAAGACCUUACAGCUUUGUCAACAAUAAGACUAUUCGGUUUUUUUUGGGAAAACUCAAUUACCCAUGACAAUUUAAACUAUGCAUCAGCAAUGGACGAAGACUACUCAGCCAUGUUUAUGAGAAUGCAAAGCUCUGGCUACUUAAAUAAAAGUAUUAUUUUUGUAUUGAGCGACCACGGCUUCAGAUGGGGAAAAUUUCGGAAAACUAGACAAGGAUUUUUGGAAGAUAGGCUACCUUUUAUCUUAGUAGUUACGCCUCCAUCAUUUCGUACAAAUUUUAAUGAAGCGUACAAAAAUCUUGUACAAAACGUUCAUCGUCUAACUACACCGUUCGAUGUGCACGAAACUUUGAUCGACUUAGUGAAUCUGUAUAAUAUUGAAAAUUCUAAGAUAUUAUCCCGAACGUAUGAUUUUUACUCUAAUCAAAGAAACAUCAGUUUAUUUUUACCGAUUCCAGAGAACAGAACAUGUGAAUCAGCUGCCAUUGACGCCCACUGGUGCGUCGAUAACGGAAAUACUAAAGAAGAUUUAAAUAGUACUUUAGCGAGGGAGGCAGUAAAAUACGCAAUGUCGCAUUUAAAUGGUCUUCUGAAGAAAAACCCAGAGUGUGCCGAGCUAACUCUAGAUAAGGUGUUGCUUGCGACUCGACUUAUAUAUGAUAGUUCCAAAGAGAAAAUAAAGAAAUCAGUUGAGUUGACGGUAGCUUUCAGAACGAAUCCCGGAGGAGGGGAGUUUGAAGCGACACUGGGCAGACAAGGCGGCCCCGGCAGCCCCUGGCUCCUGCUGGGCUCCGCAAGCCGAGUCAACGCCUACGGCAACCAAAGCCACUGCAUCCAAGACCAACAGCACGACGCUCAGUUAAAGCUAUACUGUUAUUGCAUUCAUGUGUAAAAAGCAUCAUUUAGAAACAUG